AAGGCCCGUUCGAAUCGGGACGACCAGCGCACACGCCCAGGCGGCAUCGGCCUAUCGCUCUUGAGCCUGGUCGCAUCCGCCAUCGCCGUCGCCCAUCAAGCGUCAACGCCAUCCAUCAGCGCUGCUCCGCUACCGAUCCCGCUACCGAUCCUGCCGCCUCUUCUCCCCUCUGUCUGCUGCAGCGCACCUCUCCCUCGCUUGUCUAUUUUCACAAGCAACGAUGUCCGGCAUUUCCAAGGACUACCAGAAGGAAUACAACGAGAUGGAGGCCACCAUCAACCGCCUCCAGGCCCACAAGGGCGUCCAGGGUAUCGUCAUCGCAAACCAUGAGGGCUCCGUUAUCCGCUCGACCCUCGACAACAUCCAAACGCAGCAAUACUCGACCCUGGUGACCCAGCUGGCUUCAAAAGCCAAGGGCGUCGUGCGAGAUCUUGACCCCGAGGACGACCUCACCUUCCUCAGAAUUCGCUCAAAGAAGCAUGAGAUCAUGGUCGCCGAGACCAAGUCCUAUCUCCUGAUUGUCAUCCAGAACCCUCACGAACUGUGAGCCAUCGUUUGGCUUUUCACCUGAUCAUACAUGCGAACCGACGCAUCUCUCCAAGCCAAUCGGGCGAUCCUUGCCCGUCCCGGCAGCAAGAGCGACCUUUGUCCCUCCCUCCCUCCCUCCCU
Polychytrium aggregatum is the source of this 669-nucleotide messenger RNA. RefSeq lists its product as uncharacterized. The coding region runs from base 221 to 547 and encodes 108 amino acids. NCBI's taxonomy places the organism in Eukaryota, Fungi, Chytridiomycota, Chytridiomycetes, Polychytriales. Gene Ontology annotation, biological process: microtubule-based movement. The record is from RefSeq and is a predicted model, not a curated record. The transcript is spliced from 6 exons. Gene Ontology annotation, molecular function: dynein intermediate chain binding. Gene Ontology annotation, cellular component: cytoplasm; cytoplasmic dynein complex.